Messenger RNA from Linum tenue, 1700 nucleotides. The record is from the annotation of a GenBank genome assembly. Lineage: Eukaryota; Viridiplantae; Streptophyta; Magnoliopsida; Malpighiales; Linaceae.
AAACCAACCCCAAAUAAACAAAACAAUGCAUUGAAUUCAAUUCACAAAGAAAAGGGCGUUCCAAAAGAAAAGAAUGCCAAAGAAAAAUUUGUCCUCUUGGACGAAAAAGAAGCUGUCCCCUUCUUCUCUGUUUCCCUCCAUCCAUUUCCAUGAGCUUGCUUCCCACUAACUCCAAUCUUCCUUCCUUCCUUCCAUUUCAAUCAAUCAAUCAAUCACCCAACCAAACCCAUCUCGCGCUGUUACAUUCCGCAUUCCCUGAGGAACGAGAAGAACAAGAGAGGCGAAGACAGAGAUGGCUGCUCCCGCCGUGGCUGGAGGCGGAGGAGGAGGAGGAGUUAUGGGGGCUCUCGAGAAAGAUGCGUGCAGAGCCCACAUGUCAAUGGCCUUGGUUCAGCUCAUCAAUGGAGGCUACCAUGUUAUUACCAAAGUAGCGCUCAAUGUCGGCAUUAAUCAGCUCGUUUUCUGCCUCUUCCGCGAUCUCCUUGCCCUUUCCAUUCUCGCCCCCGUUGCCUAUUUGCGGGAGAAGAGGAUCCGGCCGCCCAUGACUAGGAGCUUGCUCCUGUCAUUCUUCUUCCUUGGCUUGACUGGGAUUUUCGGGAACCAGCUUUUGUUUCUUCUUGGUCUUAGCUACACAAAUCCAACGUAUGCUGCUGCCAUACAGCCUUCAAUACCAGUAUUCACAUUUCUUCUGGCUGUGACAAUGGGUACAGAAAGAGUGAAUUUGCUCAAAACUGAAGGUCAAGCAAAGAUUUUGGGCACAGCCAUCUGCGUUUCUGGUGCCAUAUUGAUGGUUCUUUUCCGCGGUCCUGCUAUCUUUGGACAGGCAGAGGCUGACUCGGCAAGCAAUGAAAUAAAGGGCAGUGGUCAACCAGAGCCUGUAGGAUGGUUUCUGUCCAGCCUACUAGACAUUGGUUUAGAGACUUGGCAUCUUGGGGUUAUAUGCUUAAUUGGAAAUUGUAUGUGCAUGGCAGCUUUUCUGGCCCUUCAGGCUCCAGUUUUAGCUAAGUAUCCUGCUAGCAUUUCGGUCACUGCAUAUUCUUAUGGCUUUGGGGCGCUAUUGAUGGUAGUGACAGCAUUCUUUGCAACCAAUGAAUCGACAGUCUGGAUCUUAACUCGGUCAGAGUUACUGGCUGUGCUAUAUGCUGGAACUAUCGCAUCUGCUCUUAAUUAUGGACUACUAACAUGGUGCAACAAGAUCUUAGGCCCUGCUUUGGUUGCUCUCUACAAUCCACUGCAACCUGCCGCGUCUGCCUUCCUCUCCAGGAUUUUCCUGGGCAGCCCUAUUUAUUUGGGAAGGUUCAUAGUUGGAGGAUGCCUAAUCAUUGCUGGCCUAUAUUUAGUGACAUGGGGAUCUUACAGAGAGACACAAGCAGCAUCGAGUCUGGUGGUUGCUGAGGUUCCGAUCCGGGCAUCAGAUCCUCUGAUUCACAAAGAUGGAACCAUGAACAAAGGAGUGUACCAGAGGGGACACAUUUUCGCCGGUUCCUCGCUCAAACCCAUAGAUUAAAGCAAGCAACUUAUUUGGGUGUGAUUAUAUGGGUCUGUAGAUCAUCAAACUUUCUGUUGUCAAUAUGGAGCAUGUAGUCUGUUGUCCCCUGUGGUUGAGCGUUUCCUGGUUUCCUAAUCCAUAUAAACUCUCUCAUAUAUACACCUUGAUCUUCUUGCAUGUUCUCCUAAUGUGAAAUGAAGGAAGAAUCACA